CAUUUCGUCUCCCCCGCUCUUCCGGUGGCUAAGGCGUAUCUGCGGCGGACAGAGCUCUUCGUCGGUGAUUUUGCUGUCUCAGGGCAUUUGUUGUUGGUCGUGGCUUCCCAAUUGCUGACUUUCUAAUUUGCUCAAAUCUUGCUGAUGGCUAGGAAAAGGAAGUGUUCGUUCAUGGAUGACUUUCCUAGUGAUGCUUCUAACGGUCUUGGUGAUGAUGAAUUGUUGUUAUCUGGGAACUCUUCUGCUGCUGAAGAAAAUAAUGAGUCUAGUAAUGAUAGACUGUUUGAUUCAGAGGAUUCUAUGUCUGAUGCUCACCAUUUCGUUAAUGAGGCUUUGUGCAAGCAGUAUAUGAAAGAAUGUUCUAGGCUUGAGAUGUUGAAGAAGAAACUAAUAUCUUCUCUGAGUCAUAAUGUGAAGAAGAAGCCUGAUCCUAGACCUAAAGUUGGUUUUUCAAGGUUCUCUGUUUCAACUUUUUCUAGUGUGAUAAAAUCUCUCUCAACUAAUCAUCAAGAUGUGAUUCGGAAGUAUGGGUUUGGAUCUUUGCUUAUGUUUGAUGAGUGUUCUGUUCCUAGAAAUUUUGUUCAUUGGGUUGCUCGUCUUGUCAAUUUCAACUCUGGAGAUAUAGUUGUUAAUGGCAAAGUUAUAUCUCUUACCAAGGAGGCUGUUCAUUUAGUUCUUGAUCUUCCUUUUGGUGGUGAGCCUUUUCCUACUGAUUAUGCCUCUGGCAAGGCAUGUUUACUGUCAAGAUUUGGGAAGGACAGCGUACCACCUAUUAGCUACUUCUCUGAGGCCCUUAUUUCUAAGAAAGAAUUGUCAGAUGAUGAUAUGUUUGUUUGUUUCAUUGUUGUUGCAUUGAGUACCUUUCUUUGCCCCAAUUCUUCUGUUGUUCCAAGUCAGAGGUUCUUUGGCAUUUUUGAAGACCUUGAAAAGAUUCGAUCUUAUGAUUGGUGUGGUUUUAUAUUGUCAUGGUUGCUUGAGUACAUCAAGUUAUUCAAUCAGUUGAAGGGUUGCAAAUCUACUCACCAAGCCACUCUUGGUGGUUGUCUAUAUUUCCUUGCUGUAAGUUUUCUUUCUUUUUUUCUUUUUUCUUUUUUUGAUUUCUAAUGAAACUUUUCAUUUGUAUUUAAAUAUUUUCUCCUUAUUCAGGUUUUAUAUCUUGAUCAUGUUGAUUUUGGUUCCCAUCAAGUUCCUUCUACUAUUCCUCGAAUUUCAGUUUGGAAGAAAGACAUGAUUACUCGUUAUGCAAGUCUUGAUUUGAAAGAAGAAGGCUGCUAUGGUUAUCAUCCUAUUAUGGAUUAUUCAAGGACUUGCUAUGCUAAGGUUAUUUGAUAUUCUAUUCUUUUUUCUUUUGUUGUUGUUUUCUUUCAAUUUGUGUAACUAUAGUUUUGUAUUGCAUUUCUAUUUGUUUUUAGGAUUUGAGAUUGCUUCCUCAGAUUCGUGACCAGCAUAUUGAUCCUGAAUUUGUUAGUCAGCUUGAUCGUUAUGCUCGUUGUAAACUUCCUGCUGAAUUGAAGGAUGGUAUUUGCAACCUAAUUGAGAAGCAUUGUUUGAACUGUGGUGUUUCUGUUAAUUUUGAUGUGAAUUCAAUAAAUGCUUUAUCUGAUGAUAUGAGAUUGACCUUUAUCAAGCUCUGGAAGCAUGUGUAUUCUGUUACCAAGAUGUCUCAGCAUUUAGUUUUGGAGGUUAUUAAACUUUUGUCUGAGGGUAUUGAAAAUGAUGAAAAUUUAUGUUAUGAUGAUGGAGGUCUUCAAUCAUCUCCUGUUAUUCCUGAAGCUGAUCCUACGC
Molecule: messenger RNA, 1785 nt
Organism: Sorghum bicolor (sorghum)
Lineage: Eukaryota; Viridiplantae; Streptophyta; Magnoliopsida; Poales; Poaceae
Exons: 6
Coding region: 145-1104 (319 amino acids)
Source: RefSeq, a predicted model, not a curated record